Heterostelium album PN500 is the source of this 894-nucleotide messenger RNA. RefSeq names its product SDR family oxidoreductase. Gene Ontology annotation, biological process: phosphatidic acid biosynthetic process; triglyceride catabolic process. Gene Ontology annotation, cellular component: lipid droplet; endoplasmic reticulum. The record is from RefSeq and is a predicted model, not a curated record. The coding region runs from base 1 to 894 and encodes 297 amino acids. The transcript has 2 exons. Gene Ontology annotation, molecular function: triacylglycerol lipase activity; acylglycerone-phosphate reductase (NADP+) activity. NCBI's taxonomy places the organism in Eukaryota, Evosea, Eumycetozoa, Acytosteliales, Acytosteliaceae.
AUGUCAGGAUCAACAAGAAUUGUUUUAGUAACUGGUACUAGCAGUGGUAUUGGUGAAGCCAUCGUAAAGUCAUUUACCAAACACCCAAAUAUCAAAGUAUAUGCAUCUGCAAGAAAUCUUGCAUCUAUCAAAAAACUAGAAUCAAACAAUGUUAGUAUUGUUCAACUGGAUGUCUGUGAUAAAUCAUCAAUUAAAAAUGCUGUAGAUUUUAUUAUUAAAAAAGAAGGUAGAAUCGAUAUUUUAGUUAAUAAUGCUGGAAUGAAUAUUUAUUCGCCUGUUAUUGAGAUGACUGAGGAAGAGGGAAGACGUUUGAUGGAUACCAAUUUUUUCGGAGCGAUAGAGGUAACUAAAGAGGUCGGCAUGCAUAUGAUUAAGCGUCGUUCCGGUCUGAUUGCAAACAUUGGUAGUAUUGUCGCGCUUGUCUCCACACCUUUCGCCGGUAUGUACUGUGCAAGUAAGGCUGCUCUUCACGCGUGGUCCGAUUCUCUGCGUAUGGAGAUGGCACCGUUUAACGUGCAGGUAUCGAUCGUGAUGCCCGGUGCAAUCAAAUCGGAUCUGGUAAAGAAUGCACAGGAUCCACUGACCGAUCUCCUCAACCGUACAAUCUACCACCAGAUCAAAGAUGAAAUCAUCAAGCGUUCCAAUUCAUCACAAGAUAAUGCGAUACCAGCCGAAGAUUUCUCGGACUAUGCGGUCAACCAGAUACUCAAACCGAAUCCACCAGCCAGAUUCGCGUAUGGACCGCUGUCAACUCUCUUGAAAAUCCUACAUUACCUACCGUGUUGGAUUCCCGAUUUCCUAUUCUCAAAGAAAUUCGGUCUUGCUAAACUCAAAUCAAUCAUUUCAAAUGAGUCAACAUCAACAGAUAAAUCUAAAUCAGAUAAAAUCGAAUAA